Molecule: messenger RNA, 3991 nt
Organism: Malania oleifera
Lineage: Eukaryota; Viridiplantae; Streptophyta; Magnoliopsida; Santalales; Ximeniaceae
Exons: 11
Coding region: 292-3681 (1129 amino acids)
Biological process (GO): peptidyl-serine phosphorylation; peptidyl-threonine phosphorylation
Molecular function (GO): protein binding; ATP binding; protein serine/threonine kinase activity
Source: RefSeq, a predicted model, not a curated record
AUUGUCACCUUUGUCUCCUUUAUACUUCCUCUGCCUGUGUUUCUGCCGUCUAGGGUUCCGUCUUCCUCUCCGGAAAGGAAGUUUCUUGGCAUUUUUCUCUUCCUUCUCCUCGAUUUCCAUUGUUUUUCUGGAUAUCGAAUGCUUUAUUUACUGUCGAAUUCUCUUUGUUUUGUAUAUUUUCCAUAUUGAUUUCUUAGUCAAACCCCCUCGGCCAUACCCUAACGUCAAUCCUAGCAAAAUCGAGAAACCCUUUCCCCUUUUUGCAUUCUUGAUCCCUCCCUCUGGAUUCCAAUGCAGGUUUCCAGUUCCAAGGAAACACUUUCCGCCAAAGGAGAAGACUCGAACAAUUCCGAGAACGCCGAGAAGACGGAGGCCUCCGAGUGUACUUUGAGCUUAGGUAACUUUACUGACGAUGAGUCCGUUCUCGACGUUUCCGGGAAAAGUUUGGAGUUUUCGUCGGUGGUUGAUACCGAUGAAUCUGUUGAGGGGUUGUAUGUGUACAAGAAUGCCUUUAAUUUGAUUCCGCGGGCGUUGGGGAGGCUUGGGCGGUUGAGAACCUUGAAAUUCUUUGCGAAUGAGAUUAAUUUGUUUCCGGCGGAAUAUGGGAAUUUGGUUGAACUGGAACGCUUGCAGCUGAAGAUAUCUUCGCCGGGUUUGACUGGUGGUUUGCCGUUGCAUAAGCUUAAGGAUUUGAAGGAGCUGGAGCUGAGUAAGGCACCUCCACGGGCUUCAGCUCUUCCGAUAUUGAGCGACAUCUUGGGACUUAAGUGUUUGACUAAGCUCUCUGUUUGUCACUUCUCGAUAAGAUUUCUUCCUCCAGAAAUUGGCUGCCUAAAUAAUUUGGAGUUUCUGGAUCUCUCGUUCAAUAAGAUGAAGACUUUGCCAAUUGAGAUAAGUUAUUUGAAUGCUUUGAUAUCAUUGAAGGUUUCUAAUAAUAAAUUGGUGGAACUACCUGCCGACCUGUCCUCUCUUCAAAGAUUGGAGCACUUGGACCUGUCAAAUAAUAGAUUGACAUCGCUGGGGUCUUUUGAGCUUGCCUCAAUGCAUAACCUCCAGAACUUAAAUCUUCAGUACAAUAAGCUUUUCAGUUGUUGUCAAAUACCUUCAUGGAUCUUCUGCAAUCUGGAAGGAAAUGGUAAAGACUUAUCCAGCGAGGAAUGUUCAGUUGAAAUGGAUGUAUUUGAAUCUUCAAUUGAGGAUAUUGAUGGAAGCCUUUCUUCUAAUGCCUCUUCUCAUGCAUUAUCAAGCCAGUUGAAUGGCUCCUCAUCAAACAGUAGAUGUCUCACAUCACGGAAGUUGGGUAAGGGCUGGAAGCGACAGUAUUCUCUGCAACAGAUAGCUCGUCAAGAGCGUUUAAACAACAGUAGGAAAGUGAAAAGUGAAGAUCAUGCUGAGGUGCUAAUGAGGAAGGUAGCUGAAAAAUGCAAACAAUGCAAGCCGGCUGAGCUUGCCUCUGAAUCUCUGGCUGAAGGCGCAGCAGGCAUCAUGGGAGUCAAUAAUGAAAGUAAACAGUUGCUUUCUAGCGAGGCCGAUUCUGAAAGUUUACUUAAUCUUGUUGAGAAUGGCGGAUCUAGUUCAAAAGAAGGUUUAUUUGCUGAAAGCUGCUCAUGUGUUGUUCUCCCCUCUGUUACAACAAGUGAAGAGGACAGAAACAAAUGUGGGGAGUGUGAUGCAUCUUUGGCCUCCUUAUCAAAUAAAUCCAGUGAGCAGGAUGACACCUCACCUUCGCAGGUAUCUAAGAGCACUGCAAAGUCAAAAAGACAUUCUGAUAGGGAUCUGGAUAACCCAAAACCUAGCAAGUUUCAAAGACCAAUUGAAGAUAACUCAAAUUUAUCUUGCAAGUACAGUAAUUUAUCAUUCUGUGGCAUGGAUGACCGUCUACCAGAUGGUUUUUAUGAUGCUGGACGUGAUCGGCCCUUCAUGUCACUGAGAAGUUAUGAGCAAAAGCUGCAUCGUGACUCUCGUGAAGUUAUUCUUGUGGACAGGCAAAAUGAUGAGGAGUUGGAUGCAAUUGCACUGUCUGCUCAAGCACUGGUACUUCGUUUGAAGAAAUUGAAUGGUUUAACCAAAGAAAGGGAACAGGUUGCUGUUGAUGACCUGCAGAUUGUGUCAUUGCUUGCUCUUUUUGUAUCAGAUCACUUUGGAGGCAGCGAUAGAAGUGCUAUUGUUGAGAGGACACGAAAAGCUGUAUCUGGUUCAAACUAUCAGAAGCCUUUUGUCUGCACUUGCCCUACUGGAAACAGUAAAAAGAAUAGGUCAUCCACAAGGCUGAAUAUGGAUACUGCAGAAGACAUUGUUUUGCGUGAUCUCUGUGAGAGUUCUCUUCGAUCUAUUAAAUCUAGACGAAAUUCUAUCGUAGUCCCGAUAGGGACCCUGCAUUUUGGUGUGUGUAGACAUAGGGCAUUGCUCAUGAAGUAUCUAUGUGACCGUUUGGAGCCCCCAGUACCAUGUGAGCUUGUGAGGGGUUACUUAGAUUUCUUGCCACAUGCUUGGAAUGUCAUUCCUAUCAAGAGGGGAGAUAUAUGGGUUCGUAUGGUAGUGGAUGCAUGUCGUCCGCAUGACAUAAGGGAAGAGACAGACCCAGAAUAUUUUUGCAGGUAUGUACCUCUGAGUCGGGUUAAUGUUCCUCUUAAAACCUGGAGUGGUCCUAGUUUAGAUUGUUCUUUUCCUUCUCUGUCCACUUGUGAUGAAAUUGUAAAGGCAGCGUCUAGUUCUCUUGUGUGCUGCAAAAUUGGAUCAGUUGAGGCUGCAGCAAAGGUGCGUACACUGGAAGUAUGUGGGACUUCUGUGGAUGAAAAUAAGAAGUUUGAGUAUAACUGUUUGGGGGAAAUAAGAAUUUUGGGUGCUUUGAAAAAGCACUCUUGCAUAGUAGAAAUUUUUGGACAUCAAAUAUCUUCCAAAUGGGCUCCUUCACUGGAUGGAGAUCAAGAGCAUCGCAUAAUACAAUCUGUGAUUUUGAUGGAGUAUAUACAAGGAGGGUCCCUUAAGAAUCAUAUCAAUGAGCUGACAAAAGCUGGUGAGAAGCGUCUUCCCGUGGAGUUGGCGUUGUAUAUUGCAAGGGAUGUUGCUUGUGCGUUGUUUGAGUUGCAUUCUAAACAUAUUAUUCACCGGGACAUUAAAAGUGAAAAUGUUUUGAUUGACUUGGAAAGGAAAAGGGAUGAUGGAACACCUAUUGUGAAGCUAUGUGAUUUUGACAGAGCAGUCCCCCUUAGGUCUUUCCUGCACACCUGCUGUAUUGCUCAUAUGGGGAUACCCCCACCAGAUGCUUGUGUUGGAACACCUCGUUGGAUGGCUCCAGAGGUGCUGCGGGCGAUGCAUAAACGUGAGAUAUAUGGGUUGGAAGUGGAUAUUUGGUCAUUUGGGUGCCUGCUUUUGGAAUUGUUGACUUUGGAAGUUCCUUAUUCUGGAUUAUCAGAGUCAAACAUUCAUGACCUUCUUCAGAUGGGAGAGCGGCCGCCACUAACAGAUGAGCUGAAGGCAUUGUGGUCAUUGGAGGAGUCGGAAAUGGCUCAAUCUGGUUUAGGACAGGAGGCUCCAGAGGCUGAUCUUCACACACUCAGAUUCCUAGUUGAUCUCUUCCACAGAUGUACAGAGGGGAAUCCAUCUGAUCGUCCCACAGCAGAAGGCCUUUACGAAAUGUUGAGUGCCCGUGCUAGCUCUUUUCUCAGUUCGAGAAGUUAGGAACUAGAAUAGGAGACCUUGAUUUUGAUCUCUCCCCUCCAAAAUCCAAAUUUUUGUAGCCCGUAGUUGUUUUUUCAGAUUAAUAUAAUGUUUGCCGUUCGGAAUCAAAUAUUUGAGUUCGCCCUUCCUUCACUUGUAAUCUCUUGUAGCAUUGGUUAGUUUUUAGCAGCCAGAGGAAACUCCGCUACAAGGGAGUAGAUAAUCAAAAUUUGUAACCUUUUCUUUUUAGGUAAUUUUAUUUUGAGGUAUUCAGCCUUCCUGUAAGCAGCCGCGAUUAAAUUAGUAAAAGCAACACUAAAAUUGAUUUGCA